UUGUCAAAAAUUUUCUUCGGAGUGCAGACGUGUCUGGCUUCGUGUGUGAAAAUUAUUUUUCAAACUUGGUGAAACCUACUGUGUAUUGGAAUUUUCGUAAUCCUGUUGGUGUUCCGUGAUGGGGGAUUCAUUGGAAACUACUGUCAUGGGCAGCAUGGGAAGUGAUCCACCCCAAUCGGUGGUGGAUGCCGAAUCAGUCGCCAUUAUAGACUACGAUGGCUUCACUAAUUACAUUCGUAAAGCGGUGACCAUUCUACUGCCGGAGGAGGAUGUGGUUCCGAUGCCGCUAAAUGCGGCUCUCGAUGAUUCCGGCAAUCAGGAAUGUAUCCGGAAGUUCCUGUCCGAUCCGCAAACGCAGGCACUGUUUAUCCAGCGGUCCUGUUUUAAAGAUGAUGAAAAUGAGCCUCCUACGGAAGGUGAGGAAGAGAAAGAUGCCGUAUCGUACUACAUUAGCAACGACGUUCAUUUCACUAACCAACGGAUGGCAUCAUUGGUAUGCGUUAAACGUGGUGCUGUGAUCGAGGCGGACAAAUCGAUCUUGUCGCAGAUUCGUUUGAUCAAUUUUUCCGAAGGAUCGCCGUACGAAACGCUACACUCAUACAUCAGCAAAACUUUGGCACCGUUCUUCAAAAGUUACGUUAAGGAGUCGGGUCGUGCAGAUCGCGACGGCGAUAAGAUGGCUCCCUCGGUAGAGAAAAAACUUACCGAGCUUGAGAUGGGACUGUUGCAUUUGCAGCAAAACAUAGACAUUCCGGAAGUUACAUUAAAUAUCAAUGGCACCGUGGCACAAGUUGUCAAGAAAUGUGCCGACGAAAGUAGAAAAGCUAAAAUCACCGAUUUCGGAGAUAAGGUCGAAGAUUCUACUUUUUUGAAUACGCUACAGAACGGAGUAAAUCGUUGGAUUAAGGAGAUUCAAAAGGUGACGAAGCUGGACCGUGAUCCUUCUUCGGGAACUGCGCUGCAGGAAAUUUCUUUCUGGUUAAACUUGGAGCGGGCCCUGCAUCGCAUUCAGGAGAAACGCGAAUCUCCGGAAGUAGCUCUUACACUGAACAUUCUGAAACAUGGCAAACGUUUUCACGCAACUGUUUCCUUUGACACUGAUACCGGACUGAAACAAACCCUAGCAAUGGUGGCUGAUUAUAAUCCACUGAUGAAGGAUUUUCCUAUCAAUGACUUACUGUCGGCUACGGAACUGGACAAAAUACGCCAAGCGGUUCAAUCAAUAUUCAAUCAUCUUCGCAAGAUACGCAGCACAAAGUAUCCGAUUCAACGUUGUUUGCGUCUGAUCGAAGCAAUUUCUAGAGAUCUCAGUCAGCAACUAUUGAAUGUGCUCGGAACUCGUCGUCUAAUGCACAUUCCUUUCGACGAAUUUGAACGAGUAAUGAACCAGUGCUUUGAAGUUUUCAGCUGUUGGGAUGACGAAUAUGAUAAGCUACAAGGUAUUUUGAGAGAUAUCGUCAAAAAGAAGCGAGACGAACACAUCAAGAUGGUUUGGCGCAUUGCUCCAGCCCACAAAAAAUUACAGCAACGGAUGGAACACAUGCGAAAGUUCCGUCGCCAGCAUGAACAAUUGCGUACAGUGAUUGUUCGGGUCCUACGUCCUGCUCGACAGGCUUCCGGGAUAACCGGUGGUGGAGACGCUGGUAGUGUGGAUACUAAACAACCCUAUAGUCUUGAUAGCGCCGAUGCAAAUGCGAACGAAGAAGUUAAUCUUGCCUACGAGAAUGUUAAGGAGAUCGAGUGUCUCGAUAUCUCCAAGGAAGGAUCGGAAGCAUGGGAUGCGGCGAUUAAGCGUUACGAGGAAAGAAUCGAUCGCGUGGAAACUCGCAUCACAGCACAUUUACGUGAUCAGCUAGGAACAGCGAAAAAUGCCAACGAAAUGUUCCGUAUCUUUUCGCGCUUCAAUGCACUCUUCGUUCGGCCGCAUAUCCGCGGGGCUAUCCGGGAAUAUCAAACACAACUGAUCCAGCGCGUGAAAGAUGAUAUCGAAGCGUUGCAUGAGAAGUUUAAGGUUCAGUAUCCGCAGAGCAAAAGUUGCCGAUUGUCGGUAGUACGAGAUCUUCCGCCGGUGGCCGGAUCCAUCAUAUGGGCCCGCCAAAUUGACAACCAACUUACGAUGUAUCUGAAACGCGUCGAAGACGUGCUCGGCAAAGGCUGGGAGUCGCACAUAGACGGACAGAAGCUGAAGGCCGACGGUGACAGUUUCCGGGCCAAGCUUUCGACGGCCGAAGUGUUUCAGGAAUGGGCCAGGAAAGUCCAGGAACGUAACACCGGCAUAACGGGCAGAAUUUUCCUGAUUGAGUCGACACGUUCCCGCACGGGCCGUGGCAACACGUUGAGAUUGAGAGUAAACUUCCUGCCUGAGAUCAUUACACUGUACAAGGAAGUUCGUAACCUAAAAAGCUUGGGAUUCCGCGUUCCGUUGGCAAUUGUAAACAAGGCACACCAGGCCAAUCAGCUGUACCCGUUCGCCAUCUCGUUAAUUGAGAGCGUCCGAACUUAUGAACGAACACUGGAAAAGCUAACAAAUAGGAGUUUAGCACAAAAUUCAGUAUUCAAGAUCGAGGACCGUGCCAGCAUUAUUCCGCUGGUGGCUGGACUGCGCAAGGAAGUACUGGCACUGAUUUCCGAAGGUAUCGCACUGGUCUGGGAAAGCUACAAACUCGAUCCGUACGUUCAGCGGUUGUCGGAGAAUGUUACCUCCUUCCAGGAGAAGGUAGAAGACCUGCUCGUCGUCGAAGAGCAGCUGGAUGUCGAUGUUCGAUCGUUGGAAACAUGCCCGUAUAGUGCGGCCACCUUCGCUGAUAUCCUGUCCAAGAUUCAGCAUGCAGUCGAUGAUCUUUCGCUGAAGCAGUACUCCAAUCUGCAUGUUUGGGUUGCCCGUUUGGAUGAGGAAGUUGAGAAAAAGUUGGCGGCCCGGCUGCAGGCAGGUAUUCAAGCUUGGACCGAUGCGUUGACCGGCAACAAGAAGGAACUGGAUUUAUCCAUGGAUACGGAUGCCCCAGCACAGCCAACCAUCAAACCGGGUGGCGAUCCACACAUUCAGAAGGCAAUUCAUGAAAUUCGUAUCACGAAUCAACAGAUGUAUCUGUAUCCUUCCAUUGAGGAAGCUCGAUUCCAAAUCAUGCAGCAACUGUUCGCUUGGGAGGCAAUCGUAACAUCACAGACGCGUCUACAGAGCUCACGCUAUCAGGUGGGACUCGAUAAGCCCGUGUCGCAAACAUACAGAAAUCUCCUGACCAAGUUGCCGGGUGGAUCCGAUCCACUAGAGGGCAGCUAUGCAGCGAUCGAGAAUCAAAUUUCUGAAGUGCGUAAUUAUGUGGAUGAAUGGCUCCGCUAUCAGAGCUUGUGGGAUCUUCAAGCGGAUACUUUAUACGGUCGAUUGGGCGAAGACAUCAAUCUGUGGAUCAAAUGUUUGAACGAUAUCAAGAAAUCACGAACCACAUUUGACACAUCGGAUACUCGCCGUGCUUAUGGGCCGAUUGUCAUCGAUUACGCCAAAGUGCAGGCCAAGGUUACUCUCAAGUACGACUCGUGGCACAAGGAAGCCCUAAGCAAGUUCGGUCAGCUGUUGGGCAAUGAAAUGUCAACCUUCCAUGCCAAGGUUUCCAAAAGCCGCAGUGAUCUGGAACAGCAGAGUAUCGAAGCUGCCAGUACGUCGGAUGCGGUUUGUUUCAUAACCUACGUACAGUCGUUGAAGAAGGAAAUGCUCGUUUGGGACAAACAGGUCGAAGUGUACCGUGAAGCGCAAAGAAUACUGGAACGGCAACGUUUCCAGUUCCCGAACAGCUGGUUGCACGUUGAUAAUAUCGAAGGUGAAUGGUCUGCUUUCAACGAGAUUAUGAAGCGCAAGGAUUCCGCCAUUCAAACACAAGUGGCCAGCCUGCAAACUAAGAUUGUCGCCGAAGACAAAGCCGUAGAGUCUAGAACUUUGGACUUCUUGAACGACUGGGAAAAGAAUAAGCCAACGGGUGGACGCACUCGCCCGGAUGAUGCAUUACAACAACUGCACAUUUUCGAAACGAAAUUCUCGCGUCUAAAGGAAGAGCGUGACAAUGUGGCUAAGGCCAAAGAAGCCCUGGAACUGCAGGAGUCGGCCAUUCCAAACAACAGUACCGAGCGAAUGUCUGUUGUUCUUGAAGAAUUGCAAGAUCUGCGAGGAGUUUGGAGUGAACUAUCUAAAAUUUGGACACAAAUUGAUGAGACACGUGAGAAGCCCUGGCUUUCGGUACAACCGAGAAAACUUCGUCAAUCGCUGGAAGCGAUGAUGAACCAAUUGAAAGAGCUACCUGCUCGCCUGAGAAUGUAUGAAAGCUAUGAGUAUGUGAAAAAGUUACUGCAGAGUUACAUCAAGGUGAACAUGAUGAUUGUGGAACUAAAAUCGGAUGCCCUGAAGGAACGUCACUGGAAGCAGUUGACCAAACAACUACGCGUCAGCUGGGUGCUGUCCGAUUUGACUCUGGGGCAAGUUUGGGAUGUCAAUCUGCUGAAGAAUGAAUUGAUCGUGAAAGACAUCAUCCUUGUUGCUCAAGGUGAGAUGGCUUUGGAGGAGUUCUUGAAGCAAGUCCGCGAGAGUUGGCAAAACUACGAGCUGGAUCUGAUCAAUUAUCAGAACAAAUGUCGAAUCAUUCGCGGAUGGGAUGACCUCUUCAAUAAAGUCAAAGAGCACAUCAAUUCCGUUGCGGCUAUGAAGCUGUCGCCGUACUACAAAGUGUUCGAGGAAGAAGCUCUCACCUGGGAAGAAAAAUUGAAUCGCAUCAAUUCUCUGUUCGACGUCUGGAUCGAUGUGCAGCGUCGUUGGGUCUACUUGGAAGGUAUCUUUUCGGGAAGUGCUGACAUCAAGACUUUACUCCCGGUAGAGACUUCCCGUUUCCAAAGUAUCAGCUCGGAGUUCCUUGGGCUUAUGAAAAAAGUAGCCAAAUCUCCGAAGGUUAUUGAUGUACUGAACAUUCCCGCAGUUCAACGUUCACUGGAAAGAUUGGCCGAUUUGUUGGGAAAGAUCCAGAAAGCUCUGGGAGAAUACUUGGAACGGGAAAGAACCUCAUUCCCGCGGUUCUACUUUGUUGGUGAUGAAGAUUUACUCGAAAUCAUUGGUAACAGCAAGAAUGUGGCCCGUUUGCAGAAACAUUUCAAAAAGAUGUUUGCGGGAGUUGCUUCCAUACUGCUGAAUGAGGACAAUACCAUCAUUUUGGGAAUUGCUUCGCGUGAAGGAGAAGAGGUCAAGUUUACGAAGCCCGUAUCAACGGUGGAUCAUCCGAAGAUCAACGAAUGGUUGACUCUGGUGGAGAAAGAAAUGAGAUUCACGCUGGCCUCGUACUUGGCUCAAGCUGUGCAGGAUAUCAAGCAGUUCAAAGAUGAAAUCGAUACACAAAAAUAUAUGGAGUGGUGCGAUAAGUAUCAAGCUCAGAUAGUGGUUUUGGCGGCGCAAAUUCUCUGGUCUGAGGAUGUGGAAGCAGCUUUACAACAAGCUUCGGACAAUCCGAGUAACAAAUCCCCGUUGAACCGCGUUCUGGCCACUGUCGAAACCACACUGAACGUGUUGGCUGAUUCUGUUUUGCAAGAGCAACCUCCCCUGCGCCGUAAAAAGCUCGAACAUCUGAUCAACGAGUUCGUCCACAAGCGUACCGUGACCCGUCGUCUAAUCGCUCACGGUGUCAAUAAUCCCAAAUCGUUCCACUGGUUGUGCGAAAUGCGAUUCUACUUCGAUCCUCGUCAAACCGAGGUUCUGCAGCAGCUUACGAUCCACAUGGCGAACGCACGUUUCUACUAUGGCUUUGAAUAUCUCGGUGUUCAAGAUCGUCUGGUUCAGACGCCACUUACCGAUCGUUGCUACUUGACGAUGACUCAAGCACUGGAAUCUCGACUCGGUGGAUCACCGUUCGGUCCAGCCGGUACAGGUAAAACCGAAUCGGUCAAAGCACUCGGAAAUCAACUGGGCCGUUUCGUGCUCGUAUUCAACUGCGACGAAACGUUCGACUUCCAAGCCAUGGGACGUAUCUUCGUUGGACUGUGUCAGGUCGGUGCGUGGGGUUGUUUCGACGAGUUCAACCGAUUGGAGGAGCGAAUGCUUUCGGCUGUUUCGCAACAAAUACAAACCAUUCAGGAAGCUCUCAAAUCACAGCAGGAUAGUCUGAAGGAUGCUCAAACAAUCACAGUGGAACUGGUGGGCAAACAGGUUCGUGUUUCCACCGAUAUGGCAAUCUUCAUCACGAUGAAUCCGGGCUAUGCUGGCCGUUCCAAUCUACCGGAUAAUUUGAAAAAACUGUUCCGAUCACUUGCUAUGACAACUCCAGAUCGCCAACUGAUUGCCGAAGUUAUGUUGUUCAGUCAAGGUUUCCGCACAGCAGAAAAGCUGGCCUGCAAAAUUGUUCCGUUCUUCAAACUGUGCGAUGAACAACUCUCCAACCAAUCGCACUACGACUUUGGACUUCGUGCGCUAAAGUCCGUGCUCGUGUCGGCCGGUAAUGUGAAACGUGAUCGCAUCAUGAGAAUUAAGGAACUGAAAAAACAAAACGGCGAAGAGAACAUCGACGAAGCAUCGAUCGCCGAGAAUCUACCGGAGCAGGAAAUUUUGAUUCAAUCGGUCUGUGAAACCAUGGUACCGAAACUGGUGGCGGAGGACAUUCCGCUGCUGUUCUCGCUGUUGAGCGAUGUCUUCCCGAACGUUGGCUACACCCGGGCUGAAAUGAAAGGUCUGAAGGAUGAGAUCCGGAAGGUGUGCGCAGAGGAGUAUCUGGUGUGCGGCGAAGGUGAUGAGCAAGGUGGCGCCUGGAUGGAAAAGGGAUUCGGAGAAACUUGGGUCGACAAAGUGCUACAACUGUAUCAAAUUUCCAACCUAAACCACGGUCUGAUGAUGGUCGGUCCGUCCGGUUCCGGAAAGUCGACAGCGUGGCGAGUACUGUUGAAAGCUUUGGAACGCUACGAAGGCACCGAAGGGGUGGCCCAUGUCAUCGAUCCGAAGGCUAUCUCGAAGGAAGCACUGUAUGGUGUUUUGGAUCCGAACACACGCGAAUGGACGGACGGUUUGUUCACGCAUAUCCUACGUAAGAUCAUAGACAAUGUUCGUGGUGAGAUCAACAAGCGACAAUGGAUUAUUUUCGACGGUGACGUAGAUCCCGAGUGGGUCGAAAAUCUGAACUCCGUGUUGGACGACAAUAAGCUACUGACGCUGCCCAACGGUGAACGAUUGUCCUUGCCACCGAAUGUAAGAAUCAUGUUUGAAGUUCAGGACUUGAAAUAUGCCACACUGGCUACGGUAUCACGUUGUGGUAUGGUUUGGUUCUCGGAGGAUGUUCUUUCAACGGAAAUGAUCUUCGAAAAUUACAUGGCUCGAUUGAAGAAUAUCCCGUUGGAAGACGGCGAGGAAGAAAGUUUUACCCAGACAAAGGCGAACGAUAAAGAUGAUGAACUGACUCCAGCUCUGCAAACACAGAGGGAAAUCGCGACAAUGCUACAGCCAUACUUCAGCUCGGAUGGUCUCGUUGUUCGCUGCCUUGAGUAUGCAAUGUCCCAAGAACACAUCAUGGACUUCACUCGCUUGCGUGCGCUCAGUUCGUUGUUUUCAAUGCUAAAUCAGGGUGCGCGGAAUGUGUUGAAUUUCAACCAACAACAUCCAGAUUUCCCUGUUCCUCCGGAACAACUAGAGCAAUACAUUCCAAAACUGCUGAUCUACUCACUGCUGUGGUCGUUUGCUGGUGAUGCCAAACUGAAGGUUCGUUCUGAUUUGGGUGAUUUCUUGAGAAGUGUUACUACGGUCGCUUUGCCUGCCCAAUCGGGCAGUCCAAUCAUUGAUUACGAGGUUAAUAUUCAAGGUGAUUGGGUUCCGUGGUCCAACAAAGUGCCGGUGAUUGAAGUCGAGACUCACAAGGUAGCCGCUCCAGAUGUCGUCGUACCAACGUUGGACACCGUUCGCCAUGAAUCGUUGCUGUACACUUGGCUGGCUGAACACAAACCGUUGGUUCUUUGCGGUCCACCAGGGUCUGGUAAAACCAUGACUCUUUUCUCGGCACUCAGAGCUCUUCCGGAUAUGGAAGUUGUUGGUUUGAAUUUUUCAUCUGCUACCACUCCAGAGCUACUGCUGAAAACAUUCGAUCACUACUGCGAGUAUCGCAAAACACCGAACGGAGUUAUCUUAGCACCGGUCCAGUUGGGCAAGUGGCUUGUUCUAUUCUGCGACGAAAUCAAUUUACCCGAUAUGGACUGUUAUGGAACCCAACGCGUAAUCUCAUUCCUCCGGCAGUUAGUGGAACACAGAGGAUUCUACCGUGCCGGAGAUCAGUCUUGGGUUACGUUGGAGCGUAUCCAGUUUGUCGGAGCUUGUAAUCCUCCUACCGAUCCGGGUCGAAAACCACUGUCUCAUCGUUUCCUGCGUCACGUGCCAAUAAUCUACGUUGACUAUCCCGGCGAAACGUCACUCAAACAAAUCUACGGAACAUUCAGUCGUGCGAUGUUACGUCUCAUGCCGAAUCUACGAGGCUACGCGGAACCUCUGACGAACGCAAUGGUGGAAUUCUACUUGGCUUCUCAGGAUCGUUUCACUCAAGACAUGCAACCGCAUUACGUGUAUUCGCCACGUGAAAUGACCCGUUGGGUACGAGGUAUCUGCGAAGCUAUCCGUCCUCUGGACAAUCUACCCGUGGAAGGACUGGUUCGAUUGUGGGCUCACGAGGCUCUUCGCCUGUUCCAAGAUCGUUUGGUAGAAGAAUCCGAACGUCGUUGGACUAAUGAAAACAUCGAUCUUGUUGCAAUGAAACACUUCCCAAGCGUCGAUCGCGAGAAGGCACUGGAGCGACCUAUUCUCUACAGUAACUGGUUAUCAAAGGACUACACACCGGUCAAGAGAACGGAGCUACGGGAUUACGUCAAGGCCCGACUCAAGGUGUUCUACGAGGAAGAACUGGAUGUUCCGUUGGUGCUGUUCGAUGAAGUAUUGGAGCAUGUUUUGCGGAUUGAUCGUAUUUUCCGUCAACCGCAGGGACAUCUGCUACUGAUUGGUGUUUCGGGUGCUGGCAAAACAACCCUAUCCCGCUUUGUCGCCUGGAUGAACGGACUUUCGAUUUUCCAAAUUAAAGUCCAUAACAAAUACACGAGCGAGGACUUUGACGAAGAUCUGCGUUGCGUGCUGAGACGGUCCGGAUGUAAGGAUGAAAAAAUUGCCUUCAUAUUGGAUGAAUCGAAUGUUUUGGAUUCCGGAUUUUUGGAACGUAUGAAUACACUUCUGGCGAACGGUGAAGUGCCUGGACUGUUCGAGGGUGAUGAAUAUACCACUCUGAUGACCCAAUGUAAGGAAGGUGCUCAACGGGAAGGUCUCAUGCUGGAUUCCAGUGAUGAAUUGUACAAAUGGUUCACGCAGCAGGUUAUGCGCAAUCUGCACGUGGUAUUUACCAUGAAUCCUUCUACGGACGGGCUAAAAGAUCGAGCCGCUACUUCCCCCGCCUUGUUCAAUCGCUGCGUGCUGAAUUGGUUUGGUGAUUGGUCGGAUUCGGCUCUGUUCCAAGUUGGCAAAGAAUUCACGGUUCGAGUAGAUCUCGAUAAACCCACUUGGACCGCGUCGGACUUCUUCCCGGCGGUUUGUCCGUUGAUCAGCAACACACCGUCGCACCGCGAAGCUGUCAUCAAUGCUUGCGUAUACGUUCAUCAAACAUUGCACAAAGCCAACGCACGGCUUGCGAAGCGCGGUGGUCGUACGAUGGCCAUCACCCCGCGACACUAUCUCGAUUUUAUCCAUCAUUUCGUGAAGCUAUACUCGGAGAAACGGAGCGAUCUGGAAGAACAGCAGCUACAUUUGAAUGUCGGUCUGAACAAAAUUGCAGAAACAGUGGAACAGGUUGAGGAAAUGCAAAAAUCUUUGGCGGUGAAGUCCCAAGAACUGCAGGCAAAGAAUGAGGCCGCUAACGCGAAACUCAAGCAAAUGUUCAAGGAUCAGCAGGAAGCGGAAAAGAAGAAGGUUCAAUCGCAGGAAAUUCAACAACAACUGGCAGAACAAACGAUUAAAAUCGAAGAGAAGCGCAAGGAUGUAAUGGCAGAUUUGGCACAAGUUGAACCGGCAGUUAUUGACGCUCAGGCCGCGGUCAAAUCGAUCAAAAAGCAACACCUAGUGGAGGUCCGUUCCAUGGCCAAUCCACCGGCCGUCGUCAAGCUGGCCCUGGAAUCCAUCUGUCUGCUGCUGGGAGAAAACGCCUCCGACUGGAAAUCGAUCCGCGCCGUCAUUAUGCGGGAGAACUUUAUCAAUUCUAUUGUGUCUAAUUUCAGUACUGAAGAUAUAACCGACGAUGUCCGUGAAAAGAUGAAAUCACGUUAUCUCAGCAAUCCGGACUACAACUUCGAGAAAGUCAAUCGCGCCUCGAUGGCUUGUGGCCCCAUGGUCAAGUGGGCUAUCGCUCAGGUUGAGUAUGCGGAUAUGUUGAAACGUGUAGAGCCGCUGCGCGACGAGUUGGGAUCCCUGGAACAUCGAGCUGAGACCAACAUCAAGCACGGUCAGGAGGUGAAAGAACUGAUUGCUCAGCUCGAGCAAAGCAUUGCUUCGUACAAGGAGGAAUACGCACAGCUCAUCUCGCAGGCACAAGCCAUCAAAACCGAUCUGGAGAAUGUGCAGGCCAAGGUUGACCGUUCGAUCGCUCUGCUGAAAAGUUUAGUGAUCGAACGAGAACGGUGGGAGGCGACCAGUGAAACUUUCCGCUCGCAAAUGUCUACCAUCAUCGGAGACGUGCUGCUGUCGGCUGCCUUCAUCGCUUACGGUGGAUACUUCGAUCAACACUACCGAAGCAAUCUGUUCGCUACCUGGUGUCAACAUUUGCAGGCAGCGAAUAUUCAAUUCAGAGCCGAUAUCGCUCGAACUGAGUAUUUGUCCAAUCCGGAUGAACGGCUGCGCUGGCAGGCGAAUGCUUUGCCGACUGACGAUCUUUGCACUGAAAACGCAAUCAUGCUGAAACGCUUCAACCGAUACCCGCUAAUAAUCGAUCCAUCGGGACAGGCUACUGAGUUCAUCUUGAACGAGUUUAAGGAUAAGAAAAUUACCAAAACUAGCUUCCUGGAUGAUUCGUUCCGUAAAAAUCUUGAAUCUGCUUUGCGUUUCGGUAACCCACUUCUGGUACAGGAUGUUGAAAACUAUGAUCCUAUACUGAAUCCGGUACUGAAUCGUGAGCUGCGUCGUACGGGUGGGCGUGUUUUAAUUACCCUCGGAGACCAGGAUAUCGAUUUGUCACCUUCGUUUGUGAUCUUCUUAUCUACGCGAGACCCAACCGUCGAGUUCCCGCCAGAUAUAUGCUCUCGCGUUACUUUCGUGAACUUUACCGUCACGAGAAGCUCACUGCAGUCGCAAUGUUUGAACCAGGUGUUGAAGGCCGAGAGACCAGAUAUCGAUGAGAAACGAUCCGAUCUGUUGAAACUGCAAGGUGAAUUCCAUUUGCGUCUAAGACAAUUGGAGAAGAGCUUGCUGCAAGCGCUUAAUGAUGCCAAGGGUAAAAUUCUGGACGAUGACUCAGUUAUUACAACUUUGGAAACAUUGAAGAAGGAAGCUGCAGAUAUUGGUCAGAAGGUUGAGGAAACCGACAAGGUUAUUGCCGAGAUUGAAACUGUUUCACAGCAGUACCUAUCGUUGUCGCAAGCCUGUAGUAACAUCUAUUUCACUAUGGACAGCUUGAACCAGGUUCACUUCCUGUAUCAAUACUCACUGAAAAUGUUCCUGAACAUUUUCAGCACCGUACUACAUAACAAUCCACGACUGGAGGGUAAAACUGAUCACACCGGACGUCUGUCCAUCAUCACGUCUGACCUUUAUCGGGUGUGUUACGAACGCGUAGCACGUGGUAUGCUUCAUGCUGACCGGCUGACAUUUGCCAUUCUGUUGUGUCGAAUUCAUCUGAAGGGAACAAGUGAAGCAAACUUGGAUCAGGAAUUCAGUUUCUUCCUGCGCAACAAGGAAGGCUUAGUAAGCUCUCCCCACCAUAUCGAUGGCGUCAGUGCUGAGCAGUUGGAGUCAGUUACACGUUUAGCAAAUCGUCUCCUCAAUUUCCGGAAACUGUUUGAAAAGAUUCAAUCUAUGCCGGAACUGACGGCAUGGUUACAGCAGGGAUCGCCGGAACAAAACGUUCCUGUACUGUGGGAUGAAUCGAAGGCACUUUCCGCCAUCUCAGCUGCUAUGCAUCAACUUUUACUGAUUCAAGCGUUCCGACCAGACCGUGUCAUUGCUGCCGCACAUCUGUUUGUUGCUACCGUACUAGGAGAAGACUUUAUGCCACAGGCUGAAAAGGAACUCGAUUUCGGAACUUGCGUGGAAAAGGAACUUACCAGCAAUACACCGGCAUUACUUUGCUCCGUCACCGGAUACGAUGCAUCUUCGCGGGUGGAUGAUUUGGCAGCUGAACUCAAUAAGCAGAUCUCAAGCAUUGCUAUCGGAUCGGCUGAAGGUUUUAAUCAAGCCGAACGCGUUAUUAAUAUGGCUUGUAAAUCUGGACGAUGGGUUCUCCUCAAGAACGUUCAUCUUGCUCCACAGUGGCUCGUUCAGUUGGAGAAAAAGUUACACUCUUUACAGCCACACUCUGGAUUCCGGCUGUUCCUUACUAUGGAAAUCAAUCCGAAAGUACCGGUCAACCUUCUACGAGCCGGACGUAUCUUCGUAUAUGAACCUCCUCCAGGCAUUCGAGCAAAUCUUCUACGAACCUUCUCUACAGUCCCAGCAGCUCGUAUGAUGAAACAACCCAGUGAACGUGCUCGUCUCUAUUUCCUGCUUUCUUGGUUCCAUGCUAUUGUACAGGAACGCUUGCGUUACGUACCGCUUGGCUGGGCCAAGAAGUAUGAGUUCAACGAGUCCGAUUUGCGCGUUGCCUGUGAUACAUUGGACACUUGGAUCGACGCUACUGCUAUGGGCCGUACGAAUCUCCCACCAGAGAAAGUUCCAUGGGACGCUUUGGUAACGUUACUCUCUCAAAGCAUCUACGGUGGUAAAAUUGAUAACGAUUUCGAUCAGCGCUUGCUAUCAUCGUUCUUGUCCAAAUUGUUCACGGCUCAUAGUUUCGAAGCUGAAUUCGCCCUGGUAGCCAAUGUGGAUGGUGUUGCUGGUGGACCAAACGGACAGCGACACAUUACAAUGCCGGAUGGAACCCGUCGAGAUCAUUUCCUCAAGUGGAUUGAAUCGUUGGCAGAUCGCCAAACUCCUUCGUGGUUAGGAUUACCCAAUAACGCGGAGAAGGUACUUUUGACUACACGUGGAACCGAUUUAAUCUGUAAGCUACUCAAAAUGCAACAACUUGAAGAUGAUGAUGAGCUAGCCUACAGCAAUGAUGAGAGUUUAGCUACGGUGCAAACUCGCCAGGAGGAUGGACGUCCAUCAUGGAUGAAAACAUUGCAUAACAGUGCCCUGACUUGGUUAGAACUACUACCGAAGCAGUUAGCCACGUUGAAACGAACUGUUGAAAACAUCAAAGAUCCGUUGUAUCGCUACUUCGAACGGGAAGUUUCAUCUGGUGCGAAACUGCUGCAAACGGUAGUUAGCGAUCUGCAGGAUGUGGUAUUAAUAUGUCAAGGAGAAAAGAAACAAACCAACUAUCAUCGCACAAUGUUGAGUGAACUAGUUCGUGGUAUUCUUCCGGCAGGCUGGAGACGAUACACAGUACCUGCGGGUUGUACUGUCAUCCAGUGGGUAACCGAUUUCAGUCAUCGAAUUCAUCAACUGCAGAAAGUAUCAACCUUAGUUUCGCAGGCCGGAGCUAAGGAAUUACAGAGCUUCCCCGUCUGGCUUGGUGGUCUGUUCAAUCCAGAGGCAUAUAUUACUGCGACCCGCCAAUGUGUAGCACAGGCGAACAGUUGGUCUUUGGAGGAGCUUACAUUGAAUGUUACCAUCACCGAAAACGGAUCCGAUGGGUUUGACAACCUUAAGGAUAGUAGCUUCGGCAUAUCGGGUUUGAAAUUACAGGGCGCACAGUGUAAAAACAACCAGCUGCUGCUGACAUCAGCAAUUAUGACGGAGCUCCCGUUGACAUUGCUCAAAUGGACAAGGAUCGAUUCGGAGGGCGCCCGAGCGACCAAACUAACGCUUCCAGUAUACUUGAAUUCAACCAGAACCGAGCUACUCUUCACAGUUGAUAUGACGGUUGCUCCCGGACAAGAUCCGCACAGUUUCUACGAACGAGGCGUUGCAGUAUUGUCUUCUACUGCUUUGAACUAAACUUCAAUAGAAAACAAACAAUAAUCGAAUAAUUAUUAUACUCACAAUAUUUCAUGGUUUUUGAAUAACAGAUAGUAUACCAACUAUAUCAGCAUACACACAUUAAUAAAUAUAUUACUCAUUCAGCA
This is a messenger RNA of Malaya genurostris, 14292 nucleotides long. RefSeq names its product dynein heavy chain, cytoplasmic (gene Dhc64C). The transcript is spliced from 12 exons. The record is from RefSeq and is a predicted model, not a curated record. Gene Ontology annotation, cellular component: dynein complex. The coding region runs from base 119 to 14164 and encodes 4681 amino acids. Gene Ontology annotation, biological process: microtubule-based movement. Gene Ontology annotation, molecular function: ATP binding; minus-end-directed microtubule motor activity; ATP hydrolysis activity. Lineage: Eukaryota; Metazoa; Arthropoda; Insecta; Diptera; Culicidae.